CUUCCUGAAUGAAAGUUAAAGUAUUUCUGAUCGAGAGCAGAGCUGCCGUCGCGACAAUCCUCUCUAUUUCUCCCUAAAGGAACAUUAAACUAAUCUUGAACACCACAGCAGGAUCUCUGCCAAACCCCGCGGAGGAUAUUUACUGCGUUUCAACAACCAGUAUUUGCUCUCAACUUCAGACAGGAAGUUCCUCUCUUUAACUGAGAGUGUAGAUAUGUCUGCUGCCAGCUGUCUGCUGACUGAAGAUCAGUUUCUGUGCUCCAUCUGUCUGGAUGUGUUCACUGAUCCAGUCACCAUACCAUGUGGACACAACUUCUGUAAAGGCUGCAUCUCUGAACACUGGGAUGUUGAUGUCCAGUGUCAGUGUCCUAUCUGUAAAGAGGAUUUCGACAGAAGACCUGAACUACGCGUAAACACGUUCAUCUCUGAGAUGGCUGCUCAGUUCAGACAGUCAGCUCAACAGAAAGCCAGCAGCAGCAGCUCAGAGCAACAAGUUGUCAAACCAGGAGAAGUUCCCUGUGACGCCUGCACUGGAACCAGACUGAAGGCCCUGAAGUCCUGCCUGGUGUGUCUGGAGUCCUACUGUGAGACUCACCUGGAGCCUCACCUGACAAGGGCAGGCCUGAAGAAACAUCAGCUGAUCGACCCUGAGGAGAACCUGGAAGGCAGGAUGUGUGUGAAGCACGAUAAACAGCUGGAGCUGUUCUGUAAGACUGACCAGGUGUGUGUCUGCAUGCUCUGCACUGUUUUAGACCACAAGACACAUGAUGUUGUUCCUCUGAAAGAAGGAUAUGAAGGAAAGAAGGCUGAGCUGGGGAAGACAGAGGCUGAAAUUCAGCUGAUGAUCCAGAAGAGACGACUGAAGAUUCAGGAGAUGAAUCGCUCAGUGGAGCUCAGUAAGGAAGGAGCAGACAGAGAGAUAGCAGAUGGUGUUCAGGUCUUCACCUCUCUGAAGGAGUCUGCUGAGAGAAGCCAGGCCAAGCUCAUCAACACGAUCAAAGAGAAGCAGAGAGAGACAGAGGAACAGGCUGAAGGCUUCAUCAAAGAGCUGGAACAGGAAAUCUCUGAGCUGAGGAAGAGAAGCUCUGAGGUGGAGCAGCUCUCACGCUCUGAAGACCAGCUCCACCUCCUCCAAAGCUUCACGUCCCUGAAAGCUGCUCCACCCACCAAGAACUGGACAGAAGUCAGGGUCCGUCCACCUUCAUAUGAGGGGACUGUGAGGAGAGCUGUGACUCAGCUGGAGGAGACGCUCAGUAAACAGAUGAAGAAGCGGCUUGAGGUCAAGCUGAAGAGGGUCCAGCGGUAUGAGGUGGAGGUGACUCUUGAUCCUGAUACAGCACAUCCUGCACUCAUCCUGUCUGAUGAUGGAAAACAAGUUUAAAAAUGGUGACGUGAAGAAAAUCUCCCAGGCAACCCAGAGAGAUUUGAUGCUAGUUACUCUGUGUUAGCAAAGCAGAGUUUCUCUUCACGAAGAUGUUAUUACGAGGUUCAGGUUCAAAGUGUGUCUGUCUGGACUUUAGGAGUGGCCAGAGAGUCGAUCAACAGGAAGGGAAAGAUCACAAAGACCCCUGAGAAUGGUUUCUGGACCAUAGGUUUGAGGGAUGUCAACAAGUUCUACGCUUGCGCUGACCCUGAUAUCCUUCUCUCUCUGAAGUCUCAGCCUGAGAAGGUGGGGGGUGUUUGUGGAUUAUGAGGAGGGUCUGGUCUCCUUUUAUGAUGUUGAUGCUGCAGCUCUGAUCUACUCCUUCACUGGCUGCUGCUUCAAAGAGAAACUCUACCCAUACUUCACUACUCGGGACAAUGUCUUUUUGGGGUUCAAUUGCAAAAGGGAUAGUAAUAACCCUCUGAUCAUCACUCCUGUCGAUCACACAGAGUAAAAAAAUGUGGAUUUUCCACAGAGGGAUUCGUUAUGAUUUAAUAUAAUAUAUAUAUAUAUAUAUAUAUAUAUAUAUAUAUAUAUAUAUAUAUAUAUAUAUAUAUAUACUGGUGAUGUACAGGGUUUUCAUUGAUCUAUCAGAUGCUUAUUUUCUUUCUGUUAACAUAUCUAUGAUGUUUAACAUAUGUCAUACUACUUAUAACCAAGGUCAGCUCACUGAUCUAUAUUAUUCAAUACAGUCUCAUUAAUCUAAUGAUUGAUUACCUUCCUUAAGACUGUUAGAUCAUCAGAAAACAAUAUGUUCUUAGAAAUUAGAAGCAUAAAAAGUUCCCUAAAUGUCCAUGGUGCCGAGGGCAAAGCCUUCACCUGUCUGAUCCUUGAAUACAUCACAAGAGUUGAUCAGCGGCACUCAAUACUGAAAGAAACAGUCAUGCACAGAGCUUUGGGGCAUUAAUUUCCGGUGCACAUUGUUCAGAAGAUGAAAUACUGGUAAUAUUACACCAUAUCACUUAUGGUGUAAGGAACCAUAUAAUAACAGAGUUAUUCUUUAAAACUCUAUUUUCUUGGAAUUGAAAGAAUAUAAUUGACAUUUUAAAAGUCAAGGCCAUUUAGAAAGGAUGUAUUUUUUUAUGAAUGACUUUUUACUAGCAUGAACAUGUCUGUUAUUAAUCAUUAAUUAAUUUAAUAUUUAAAGGGGACCUAUCAUGCAAAAUGCACUUGUGUACGUCUUUUCUACAUGAAUAUGUG
Molecule: messenger RNA, 2623 nt
Organism: Trematomus bernacchii (emerald rockcod)
Lineage: Eukaryota; Metazoa; Chordata; Actinopteri; Perciformes; Nototheniidae
Product: E3 ubiquitin-protein ligase TRIM47-like
Exons: 3
Coding region: 215-1381 (388 amino acids)
Molecular function (GO): zinc ion binding
Source: RefSeq, a predicted model, not a curated record